Nezara viridula (southern green stink bug) is the source of this 150-nucleotide messenger RNA. Lineage: Eukaryota; Metazoa; Arthropoda; Insecta; Hemiptera; Pentatomidae. The record is from the annotation of a GenBank genome assembly.
AUGACGUUAACAACGACUUGCGUAUGGAUCGUAGUGCUACAAAGAAGAUGUAGAUAUAAUUUUAUAUACUACAACGGACACCACAAUUCAAUUUUAGAACUACCUCAACGAGUUAAUCCUAUUGGACAGCCAUUAGCAAGGGUGAACUGA